CUGCCUCAUUCUCCCUUUUGGUUCUCUGGUGGUUCCAGGAAUGCACUCCUGGAUGUAGAGUUUGCCAAGAAAGGUUUUCGGCUCCCUGCAGCCCGGAAGACUGGCACCACAAUUGCUGGCGUUGUGUUCAAGGAUGGCAUAGUCCUUGGAGCAGAUACAAGAGCAACUGAGGGGAUGGUUGUUGCUGACAAGAACUGUUCAAAAAUACACUUCAUUUCUCCCAAUAUCUAUUGUUGUGGUGCUGGGACAGCUGCAGAUACUGAUAUGACAACUCAGCUGAUCUCUUCCAAUCUUGAGCUCCAUUCCUUGUCUACUGGACGGCUUCCGAGAGUUGUCACAGCUAAUAGAAUGCUCAAACAGAUGCUUUUCAGGUACCAGGGUUACAUUGGUGCUGCUCUGGUUUUAGGGGGAGUAGAUGUCUCUGGACCCCACCUCUACAGCAUCUAUCCUCAUGGAUCAACUGACAAAUUGCCCUUUGUUACUAUGGGUUCUGGAUCGUUAGCAGCCAUGGCAGUAUUUGAAGAUAAAUACAAACCAGACAUGGAGGAAGAGGAAGCCAAACAGCUUGUGAGAGAUGCCAUCGCCGCUGGCAUCUUCAACGAUCUGGGCUCUGGCAGUAACAUAGAUCUCUGUGUUAUAAGCAAAAGCAAGUUGGAUUUUCUUCGUCCAUAUGACAUGGCCAACAAAAAAGGCGAAAGGUAUGGUAGAUACAGGUGUGAAAAAGGAACUACAGCUGUUCUCACAGAAAACGUGGCUCUCCUGGAGGUUGAAGUGGUGGACGAAACAGUACAAACAAUGGACACUUCCUGAAGUAGUAUACUGAACUCUAGUGACCCAGAAUUACAUUAGCCAUGGCUGGUUUGUUAGAAGCCUUCCUGCAUGAAAAAACUCAGUAUAUCAAAUAAAUGUCUGACCAGUU
Molecule: messenger RNA, 919 nt
Organism: Pelodiscus sinensis (Chinese soft-shelled turtle)
Lineage: Eukaryota; Metazoa; Chordata; Testudines; Trionychidae
Source: RefSeq, a predicted model, not a curated record